AGUUAUUCAGCAUGGUCAUUCUUCGCUCAAAAAUCACCAGACUCUAUUGGUUUCGAUUGUUUUCAAAUGGACAGAAGAAAAUUGAAUAUUCCAAGUUAAAAGUUGCAGUUCCUAAAGAAAUAUUCCCAGGAGAAAAAAGAGUUUCACUCAGUCCAAACGGAGUUGCUCUUCUCAAGAAGAACGGAAUUUCAGUUUUGAUUGAGGAAAAUGCAGGAGUGCUCGCGGGCUACUCAAACGAGGAAUAUGUCAGAAGCGGAGCAGAUGUGGGAAAACAUAAUGAAGUUUUUAACACAGAUAUUAUGUUGAAAGUCCGACCACCUACGGAAAAUGAAGUCUCUAAACUUAAAAGCGGGUGCACAUUGAUUUCUUUCAUACAUCCAGGACAAAAUCAAGCUCUACUUGAUUCACUGACUAAAACCGACAAGACCGUUUUUGCAAUGGAUUGUGUGCCCAGAAUUAGCCGAGCACAAGUAUUUGAUGCGUUAUCCUCAAUGGCAAAUAUCGCUGGAUACCGUGCAGUUAUUGAGGCUGCCAACCAUUUUGGAAGAUUCUUUACUGGGCAGAUUACUGCUGCUGGUAAAGUUCCACCUGCAAAAGUACUUGUAAUUGGUGGGGGAGUAGCCGGAUUAAGCGCAAUUGGAACAUCACGAGGAAUGGGAGCAGUUGUGAGAGGAUUUGAUACACGUGCUGCUGUCAAGGAGCACGUCGAAUCACUAGGUGCUCAAUUUCUGACCGUAAAUGUGAAAGAAGACGGAGAAGGCGGCGGUGGCUAUGCCAAAGAAAUGAGCAAAGAGUUUAUCGACGCUGAAAUGAAACUUUUUGCGGAUCAGUGCAAGGAUGUGGAUAUUAUAAUUACGACAGCACUCAUUCCGGGAAAAAAGGCACCCAUUCUGAUUACAGAGGAAAUGAUAAAAAGCAUGAAACCAGGCAGUGUAGUAGUGGACCUAGCCGCAGAGUCCGGUGGAAAUAUUGCGACGACUCGUCCUGGGGAAGUUUAUGUUAAACAUGGUGUCACUCAUAUUGGAUUCACAGACUUGCCAUCUAGACUUCCAACUCAAAGCAGUGAGCUUUACUCAAAUAACAUUGCAAAAUUUCUUUUACAUCUCGGAAAAGAUAAGACAUUCUUUGUGAACGAAGAGGAUGAAGUGGCUCGUGGAGCAUUGGUUGUUCGUGAUGGUCAAAUGAAAUGGCCACCACCGCCAAUUAACUUCCCACCUCCAGCAGCUCCAAAGUCAGAUAAACCAUCUGAAAAUACCGCUUUGGUUCCAUUAACCCCAUUCAGAAAAACUGCGAAUCAGACGUUAUUGUUGACAUCAGGACUCGGCUCCGUUUCUCUUCUUGGAAUAGCUGGAACCAAUCCUCAGAUAUCCAGUAUGUCGACAACAUUUGCGCUAGCAGGAUUAGUUGGUUACCAUACCGUAUGGGGAGUCACACCAGCACUUCAUUCUCCUCUGAUGAGUGUUACAAAUGCAAUUUCUGGAACAACUGCAGCUGGAGCUUUGUGUCUGAUGGGUGGAGGACUUAUGCCACAAAACUCCGCACAGACAAUGGCUCUGUUGGCAACGUUCAUUUCAUCAGUGAAUAUUGGAGGUGGUUUCCUGGUGACUAAAAGAAUGUUGGAUAUGUUCAAGAGGAAAGAUGAUCCACCAGAGCACAAUUAUUUGUUCUCAAUUCCUGCUGCAGUUUUCUUAGGAGGUUAUGGUUACGGAGUAUAUACAGCCGCUCCAUUAAUCCAUUCCUACGCUUAUCUUGGCUCAUCGCUAUGUUGUGUAGGAGCUCUUGCAGGGCUGUCAUCACAAAGCACGGCUCGUGUUGGAAAUGCGCUCGGAAUAAUUGGUGUCACUGGUGGUAUUGGAGCAACUUUAGGGUUAUUACAGCCUGAUUUCAAUACACUUUGUCAAAUGGGCGGUUCGGUUGCAAUGGGUUCUCUUAUAGGUCUAGGGAUUGCAAAUCGUAUCAAGGUCACAGAUCUACCUCAAUUAGUUGCUGCUUUUCAUUCUUUUGUUGGGCUUGCGGCGACUCUGACGUGCCUUGCAAACUUUAUUCAGGAACACCCACAUUUCCUUGAAGACCCGUCAAAUGCUGCAGCAGCAAAACUGGCUCUCUUCCUUGGAACAUACAUUGGAGGAGUGACAUUUACUGGAAGUUUGAUGGCUUAUGGAAAACUUCAGGGAAUUCUUGCCUCUGCUCCAACAUACCUUCCCGCUCGACAUGUGCUCAAUGGAGCUUUGCUUGCGGGAAACGUUGGAGCAUUAGGAACUUACAUGUAUUCUACUGAUUUUGGAACUGGAAUGAGCAUGCUUGGUGGAACUGUUGGACUCUCCAGCUUGAUGGGCGUGACGUUGACAAUGGCAAUUGGAGGCGCCGAUAUGCCAAUUGUAAUCACAGUGUUGAAUUCCUACAGUGGAUGGGCACUUUGCGCAGAAGGAUUCAUGUUGGACAACAGUUUGUUAACGGUUCUCGGUGCGCUUAUUGGAAGUUCAGGAGCAAUUUUGUCCCAUAUCAUGUGCAAGGCUAUGAACCGCUCUCUUCUAAAUGUGAUCUUGGGAGGAGUUGGAACCAAGUCAAAAGGAACCGGUGAAGCAAAAGCAAUUGAGGGGACUGCAAAAGAAAUUGCACCAGUAGAAACUGCUGACAUGCUUCUCAAUGCUCGUUCAGUCAUCAUCAUUCCUGGAUAUGGUCUGUGUGCAGCUCAGGCACAAUAUCCCAUCGCUCAACUUGUCAAAGAAUUGCAACAGAGAGGUGUUCGUGUCAGAUUUGCAAUUCAUCCAGUUGCAGGAAGAAUGCCGGGCCAGUUGAACGUGCUUCUUGCGGAAGCAGGAGUGCCAUAUGAUAUUGUGGAAGAAAUGGAAGAAAUAAAUGAAGACUUCAAAGAAACCGAUGUUGCACUUGUGAUUGGUUCGAAUGAUACCAUCAAUUCAGCGGCGGAAGAUGAUCCGAAUAGUUCGAUUGCAGGAAUGCCCGUGUUGCGUGUCUGGAAUUCGAAGCAGGUCAUUAUCGUAAAAAGAACACUCGGAACCGGUUACGCUGCAGUCGACAAUCCCGUGUUCUUUAAUGAGAACACUCAGAUGUUACUAGGAGAUGCGAAAAAGAUGAGCGAGAAACUUCUCGAAGAAGUGAAAUCGAAACCCAUGUAAAACUUAUUGUACAUUUUAAAGUUUUCAUUCCAAACAAAUGCAAGUCCUAGAAAAAAUUUUGAGACCUGUUAAAAAUCUGGAAAAUAAACGAUUUUUGUAUAAAA
Molecule: messenger RNA, 3241 nt
Organism: Caenorhabditis elegans
Lineage: Eukaryota; Metazoa; Nematoda; Chromadorea; Rhabditida; Rhabditidae
Gene: nnt-1
Product: NAD(P) transhydrogenase, mitochondrial
Exons: 18
Coding region: 12-3137 (1041 amino acids)
Biological process (GO): proton transmembrane transport
Cellular component (GO): plasma membrane; mitochondrial inner membrane
Molecular function (GO): proton-translocating NAD(P)+ transhydrogenase activity
Source: RefSeq, marked reviewed